Molecule: messenger RNA, 1344 nt
Organism: Vitis vinifera (wine grape)
Lineage: Eukaryota; Viridiplantae; Streptophyta; Magnoliopsida; Vitales; Vitaceae
Product: histone deacetylase HDT1
Exons: 9
Coding region: 99-1154 (351 amino acids)
Source: RefSeq, a predicted model, not a curated record
AUAUAAAUAUAUCAUCGAACAGCCCUAACACUCUCAUUCCAUCUUUCAGUUCCAGGAUCUGGCAUUGAAAACCCUAAUUGAUCGGUCUCGACAUUCAAAUGGAGUUUUGGGGUGUUGAGGUCAAAGCAGGAGAGCCUCUCGAGGUGGUACCUGGGGAUGACAUGCUUGUUCACAUUUCACAGGCUUCUCUCGGAGAAAUCAAGAAGGACAAAGGAAAUGAGUUGGUUUGUCUAUAUGCAAAUAUUGGUGGGCAGAAGCUUGUUCUUGGAACACUUUCUGCCGAGAAAUUCCCACAGAUCUCGUUUGACUUGGUGUUUGAAAAAAAAUUUGAGCUAUCCCACAACUGGAAAAAUGGGAGUGUGUACUUUUGUGGAUAUAAAGCUGCUAAUUCAGUGGAAUCUGAAUCAUCUGAUAGUUCUUCUGAUUCUGAUUCUGAAUUUGAAAUUGAUCUUCCACAUAAUACCACUGUGGAUAAUGGGAAGCCUCAACAGCUUAAGCAAGAGAAACCUGAGUCUGCUGCAGCUAAGCAGGUGAAGAUCGUAGAACCAAACAAAGAUGCUAAAUCACCCAAGGAAAAUGAUGAUGAUAGCGACAAAGAUAGUGAUGAAUCAAUGGAUGAUGAAGAUGAAUCAUCUGAGGAUGAGGAUAUGGUCAAUGAUAGAAGUGCAAGCUCAGAGGAUGAAGAUGAUGAUGAGAAUGAAGACAAUGAGGAUGACAAAAAUGAAAUCUCUAAGAAGAAAGAGACACCAAAGAAGGCUGGACCAAGCAAGAAAAGACCUACAGAGUCUGUUUCAAAAACACCUGUUCCUGAUAAGAAGGCAAAAUUUGUUACUCCCCAAAAGACUGAUGGCAAAAAAAGUGAUGACAAAAAGAGUGGUGGUCAUGUAGCAACACCUUACCCUUCAAAGCAGGCUGGAAAAACUCCUGCAAACACAGAAAAACCUAAGCAGCAGGUUCAGAAAUCUGGUGGAUCAUUCUCUUGCAAGUCUUGCAACAGGUAUGGGUCUUCCCUUUGGAAGUUCUGGAGAUUGUUUUUAUUUGAUGUGGUCCAAGAAACUUAUUUCGUCCUCUGCCUUGCAGGUCAUUCAAUUCUGAGAAUGCUCUACAAAGUCAUACCAAGGCCAAGCACACUGCUGCUAAGUAAAGAGAGGUAAAUCCAGUAGUUCCUUGUGUGAAGCUCAAACUUGUCUUUUUAGCUGGUGAACUGAGUCAUUGUCUUAAUGUCCACGGAGUUUAUUACUGAAAACUUGGUGGGAUGGAUUUUGGUGUUAUUUUUACCUCUUGUUGAUGAAUGUCUCUUGGUCAUCUGUUAAUAUAAAAUAACAUCCAUUUUCCUUUCAUAAA